AUGGCGCUUGUCCUCGGCCGUGUCGGCGGCGGCUGCCGCCUCCACCUCCGCUCGCCUCAUGUGGUGGCAUACCUCGGCGAUGACGGCGCCACGGGGGCGAUGAGGAACCUGCACAUGGAGCUGGUGUCCGGCAGCAGCGCCGCGGAGGCGACGGCGGUGGCGCACGGGGGCCUCGGCGCGCGCGGCGUCCUGCAGAGCGUGGCCGCCGCACUACGGUACCUGCUCGAGGAGGCCGGCGUCGUGCACGGCGACGUGAAGGGCCUCAACGUGCUCCUCGGCGGCCGCCGCGACGCCCAAGGCCAAGGCUACGGCGGCGCGAAGCUCGCUGACUUCGGCGUGGCGAGGUUGGUCUCCGACGACACUGCGACGACGCCGCGCGGGCCGCCCGCAUGGAUGGCUCCGGAGGUCGCGCGCGGCGGUGUGGCGACGCCGGCGUCAGACAUCUGGGCCCUGGGAUGCACCGCGCUCGAGCUGCUCACAGGGAACCGCCCGUGGUCAGAGCUCGGCGGCGCCAGCGAGAUCGGGGAGCUGCUGCUCCUCAUCGGGUUCAGCGGAGGAGCCAAGGCACGCACGGGGUAA
Messenger RNA from Sorghum bicolor (sorghum), 579 nucleotides. RefSeq names its product mitogen-activated protein kinase kinase kinase NPK1. The transcript has a single exon. Lineage: Eukaryota; Viridiplantae; Streptophyta; Magnoliopsida; Poales; Poaceae. Gene Ontology annotation, molecular function: protein kinase activity; ATP binding. Gene Ontology annotation, biological process: protein phosphorylation. The record is from RefSeq and is a predicted model, not a curated record. Bases 1 to 579 code for a protein of 192 amino acids.